Messenger RNA from Sitodiplosis mosellana (orange wheat blossom midge), 4615 nucleotides. RefSeq names its product protein male-specific lethal-1 (gene msl-1). Gene Ontology annotation, cellular component: MSL complex. NCBI's taxonomy places the organism in Eukaryota, Metazoa, Arthropoda, Insecta, Diptera, Cecidomyiidae. The transcript is spliced from 2 exons. The record is from RefSeq and is a predicted model, not a curated record. Bases 806 to 3253 code for a protein of 815 amino acids.
UCUGUCAAAUGUAGCGUUUGGGUUUGUUUUCAAUCGAAUUUGCUUUGUUUGAAUGAACUGAAAAUUCGAAGGAGAAGAAAAUCUUGAAUAAAAAAAAAUUUGAUGAAAAAAAUUGAUUUUUAAUUGAGUUCGAACUGAUGAGCUGAGUUUGAUGUUAACAAUGCAGCUGCUUAAGAGUCUAUAUGCAAUGCAUAACGUAUUUUCAUGCCAUUCAGUUUGGAAUUUAAAAAUGAAAUGAAGCGCAUAUUUAUACGGUGCUGCCAUCACAUACGCAUUAAACAGAAAAAAAAACGACAAAGAUGUCGACGUUUUUUGGCAUGUCAAGCAGAGCAGUAUAGUAGCAGUAGAGCAGCAGCAAAACAUAUUAACUUAAAUUAAGCGAAAUUGAUUUUAUCCGUGAAAACAAAACACGAAGCGAAAAAAACCCAACAAAAUUGAUUGCAAAAAAGCUGUUGCCAUACCAUCGUGCCAGGCUUAUGCAUUUAAUCGGAGUAUUGAAGGAACGCUUUGGCUAAAGCAGAUAGUGAAGCGACCGACCAUCAGCAGCAGCAUCAUCAUCAUCACAACAAACGGAAUAUUCUGUGGAAAUCUCAUCGCGAUAAAUAGAAGAAAAAAACACCGACGGCGGCAACGACGACGGCAACAACGACAACAACAACGACGUCGUGCGUUUCACACACAACAAACGCAUAAACACACACACACGCGCGCGAUUUAUUCCCAUCAUCAGUUGUUUGCCAGAGAGUGAGUGAGUGAGCGAAAGCGCGCGCUUGAGUUGAUUGGUUGGCCGAAUGAAAGACUCUAAAUGGUUGGUGGUAACGUUGGUGUCAUGAUGGAAAAAACCGGUGGUGAUAAAUUGCUGGCAAAAAAUAGUCAACAAUCGGAUUUGUACAAUUAUAAUUUGGAUCAUGUGUAUUGUUCGGAUGGUAAUUCGCGGUAUCGUACAACGACCACGGCUGGUGCGACACAUUUAAAUUUAGCGGCCGCUGCUGCCGAUCUGAAAUCGUUACGCAAAGAGAAUAAACAAUUGCAAGCCAUGCUACUGUUGCAUCUGGAUUUGAUACAAGAGCAAAGCAAUCAGCUAAUAGCCAAAGAUAAACAAUUGUUACAGUUGCGUGAAGAGAAUGCCCAGCUUCGGUUGAAAUGUGAACGAACGUCAUCGGUGGCGGCGGUGACAACGACGACAUCGACGACGACGGCGGCAGCGGCUGAACGACGACAAAAUAACAAUCGAUACACAGUGUCACAACAUUCAAGUGUUGGUAGUAAAUUGUUGAAUACAAGUGGCGGUAGUCCAACUAUUGAUUCGUAUUUCACCACAGCCGCUGAAUCAAAAGUGUCAACAAAUCGAUUACAACAACAACAACCACAUCACGAUGGCAAAUUCAAGCAAAAUUUCAUCACAAUCAAUCAAAAUGCCCUGAUCAAUAGUAAUAGUAGUGAUGAAAAUCAAGCAAUCAAUGAAAUUCGUAAUCCAAAUCAAAUGACAAUUCCAAUCAAAGUGGAAGUGAACACAACAACCAUCGACGACCCGCAAUCGCAAUCAAUGAAAGUGAUGAAUGUGUUUAGUGAUACAAUGACGACGACGACGACGACGACCGCGGCAACGUUGGCAAUGGCAAAAGAUCAACGCUUUAAAUCACAUUCAAGAGCCCAUAUUUUAACACCGACCACCAUCACCGCCGGCCAUGAUAAACCCAUCACAACGGUCAAAUACCGAACGGUUGACAACAGUAUCAUUGGCAAUAACAACGGUAAACUCAUCAGUAAAAUUAUACUACAACGAAAAAAGUCGGAAAAUGGUGAGAAAAUCUUUGUGCGUACCAAAAAUAUUGACCUAGGCAACAAUAAAGUGAGUUAUGAAAAGUGGAGCCCAUUGCGGCAAAUCAAAAAUGAAGUGAUCGAAUGUAGUGAAAUGGAAGCGGAAUCAAUCGUUUUAGAAGCGACAGCAACAGCAACAGCAAAUACAACCACAAAAAUUGAAUCAAUAGCAUCACCGACAUCAAAUACAAUGGCUGCGAUACACGACGAUGGCAACAGUUCGGAUGCAAUGGAAGCGAGCUAUUUAACAACAACAUCAGCUGAUAUGAGUCCACCGCCAUCUGUCAAAACAACGCCAACCACGAUAAUUGACAAUUCCGAUUUGUCCACCGAUUGUCCCAUUGAUAACAUCAAAAUCGAACAAGAGCUGGAUGAUGAUAUGCAAGAUGAGGAUGAAGAUGAAGACGAUGAACAUUUACCCGAUUCACCAGUGUACGAUCCAAAUAGCACGUUAGACGAUUCACAAGACACAUUAAAUGUCGAAUCAUCGCUAACGAGCGAUUUGCCACCGUUGUUAACUGCAUCAGCCACAAAUCCCAGCAGUCCCAUCACAUCAACGGUGUCAACGAGUGAUUUUAAUCAAAGUGAAAUUUGCAUGGACACCAAUUCAAUGACAAUGAGCACAACGAUGGCCACAACAACAACGGCCGGUUCAACGAUUUUGUAUCCACUUUCGCGCCGUCACAUCAAUCGUAAUGCCUUUCUCACCACAAAAAAACCCUACAAAAUACGAGAAUGGCAACUGGACGAAAUCGAAGCGGAGCUCAAGCAAGAAAUCACGGAUGAGGUGUGCAAAGAGGAGAAUGAAGCAAAUUUGGAGUUGCCCAAGUGGCGAACAUGGGAGAUGAGCAGUAAUCGAGAGGCGCCGGUACGUGAAUGGGAAGAUUUAAGUGAUGAUACAUUUGUGAGGCGUCAUGCGAGAUUUUUGCUUGAUGAAAGAAAGCGUAAAAAAUGGGACGUACAGCGAAUACGUGAACAACGGACCAUUGAACGGCUUAAAAGAAGGCAUUGCAAAGAUGAGCUGCAGAACCAACAGAAGGAUUUCAAUGAAGUGGUCACAACAUUUUUCCCAACGGUUGAUCAAUUAAAAUCGAUACACAUUACCGACGAUUUGCCGGUAUCAGCAUUCGGCGAAUCGAUACCAGCCCUACCGCCCGCUGAAUUCUCAUUGCCAUGGCAAAUCGGCCAAUCACUGGACUCAAUUCCAAAAUCAAGUGAAUUUCUUAACGCACCCGCCAUCACCGCCAAUCCCAUUAAUUCGCGGUCCAAUAGCAUUUGCAGUAGUGCUAGCAUCAACGAACCACCGACGCCAUCGAAUGUAUCAUCCAUCAUUUUUUUGGCAACGAAAAAACGCGCCGGUCGCACGAGAACAUCCACCAUCACAUCCGCCUCAUACACACUACCGCAAAACUCAAAAACGAGCACAACAUGAAGCUUUGGCAUCACCAUUGCCGUUAUAUGGUCGUUUCGCAUGUGUCCUGUACAGAUUUAAGCAUCAUUCGCAUUAAAUGUUUAGUCUCGAUCUCGCCGUUUGCGCCACAAAAAAAAAACCCCUCAAACAAUUAACACGCAUAAUUUUCCUGGUGCGUACGCAUGCAAGUGGCGCAGGCGAGCCGAGAAAAAAGCAAAAGUAGAUACAUUGAAGAGAAACCAAGAGCCUUUUCAUGAAAAAAAAAAACAAAACAAAACAAAAAACAAAAUGCAUAACUUAUAUAUGGGUUUUUAGUCAAUUUAAAUCAUAAUUAAUUUUAGAUACACAAAACAUUGUCCAUUACUCUUAUCUUUUUUCUUUCUUUCUUUUUUGAAAAACAAACUCAUCAGCCAUUAAAUUCAAAAGUCACGCAAAAUACCUUUUUUAUACAAUUUGCACAACAUUUAGUUAAUUUAUGUGUUUUUUUUUUCGUGCGCAUUCUCGGUUAUAAGGCUUAUUUUUCCUGUGUUUAUAAUUUCUUCUUUGCAUUUGUGAUGCAUUUUUUUUUGGUUUGAACCGCUUGACAUUGUUGGAAUAUGCCAGAAUGGAAAUAGUACGUUUUUUUUUGUGUCGCUUCGAUAGACUCCAGUCAAUGAACUCUGUGUAUAGCUGAAAUAGUGUUAAGUCAUUGGAUGUUCAAAGUUCAAUGUUCUGCAUCAGAAAAUUUAUCGAUAAAAUUUUGUAAUAGACGAAUUUGUUUCAAUUUACAAAUCAAUUCCAUAGAAAAUUUCCAAAAUGAGAAGUUUUUCAAUUGAAAAAUUGAUUUCCAAGUAGAAAUUUUCCCAAUCAAACAAAAUAUUUUCUCAAAAAGUCUCACAAAUUCGUUUCUAAAAUGAACCAAUCCAAAAUCAAAAUUAUGUAAAUGUCAUUUCUUUUUGUUGUUCAAUGUUUGAUCCAUUUUUGUUUGUUUCCGCUUCGAUGUUUAUUUCCCUCUUAAUUUCGCAUCCUCGAAAAUUUGUAUAAAAAGAAUGUCAACAUUUGUAGAAAGAAUGAAAAAAAGAAAUGUUUUCCUCCCAGAAGAAAAAAAUUCACAGAAUUUUUCUAAACAAAUUUACCUAUACUGAGAUUAAAUUUUACUAUUUUAUCAUUGAAAUGAAUUCAUUCGAGAACACCAAACAGAAAGAAAAAUUGUAACGAAAAAUUCGAUUCGCGUUUUUUAGUCUUAAGAAGUUGCGAUUAAUUCAGAAACAGAAGAGAAAUGAAGCAAAAAAAUGAUGAAUGUUACGAAAUUUCAGCUUAGUUUGACGUAAGCCGGUGAUAUACGUGGAAAAUUCAAAGAAGAUUAACUAAAAUAAACAAAUAACGAAUUGGAAUUCGAACAAA